Messenger RNA from Lodderomyces theae, 1278 nucleotides. RefSeq lists its product as uncharacterized. The coding region runs from base 1 to 1278 and encodes 425 amino acids. Lineage: Eukaryota; Fungi; Ascomycota; Pichiomycetes; Serinales; Debaryomycetaceae. The record is from RefSeq and is a predicted model, not a curated record. The transcript has a single exon.
AUGUCCACAGACACCACUGCACCAACCAUUGAUCUCUCGCAAUACGAAAUCUCCAUCGUCAAACAAGCCUGGCUUGCGUUGGAUCUAUUCCACAAUUAUCAAAAAGUAACCAGCAGCACUAGUCAAAACAGGAAACCCCAACUGAUCCAGAAUGAAUUACAUUUGCGCAACUUCCAACAUAGUUUAGCGUCCAAGAUCCAUGAUAAAUCAAACCCAAUAGAUGAGUUCGCCACAUUGGCUUCAAAUUUCGUUUCCGCUCCCAGCACCAACAUUUUCAAUGACGAUGACUUAUUUGGCUGCAAUACAAACAGCACCAACAACGAAGUGACGCCAAAAUCAAAAGCUUUUGCAUGCGACAUUGAUGCCGUGUUGGAUGAAUAUCAAAUACCCGUCUUGAUCCAAUUCAUUACCAUCAUGAUCAAUUACUUGGAGUCCAACAUAAUUGCACCUGGUCAGUCAAUAAUAAAUCUCGCUAAAUCCAAUGUCAGAUUAAGUGGCAUUACAUCAUCAAAGUACCAACUCUUUGGUGAAUGUUUAACUCAAACAAUGGUUGUUAAAUUGAGUGUAGCUAAUGCUAGCAAAUUCCAAGGUGAGGAACAAUUCAUAUUCAACAAGUUCUUAUCCCAGGUAUUGAGCUUUUUGGCAUACUACACUCAGAGCCCACAACAAACAAUAGUCAAUGAAGUUGAAGAUGCCCAGUUGUCAUUGUCAGGUGCGACAACAAACAGCAACAAAUCAGUCGAAUAUACGAGUACUGGCCAGGGUACAAGCAAGUACCCAGGUCCUACAGUGUAUGACGAUUUGGGUCCUAUGACUUUAGAUCCUAAUGAAUUCAAAUCUGCGCCCAUCAAACCACUCACUAGGUUGUCAAUCUCAUCGCUGCCCUCAAUGAAAUCAUCACACAUGUCCCUUGGCAAUGGUCAAUAUGAUGAAAGUAAGCAGGACACGUCGUCAGAGAAUGUGCUGGAGGUUGAAGAUAACUGGAAGAGUGCUGUGUCAACUAGGGGUCCAGAAUCGGGUACAGACAAUCUUGUGAGUGUUGGUGAAAAGAAUCUCGAACUUGCACCUACGUCCUCGAAUGAAUCAAUUACUGAACCAUUUGAUUACUUGAACUCAUUCAGAUGUUACAAAACACCAAUCGAGGCUAAGGAAUAUAACAAACUCAAGAAAUCAUACUCAGGAUCGCCCUUUGUUCUUCGUCGUCAAGAUUCAAUAUCAUCGUCUUCAGGAAAGAGAUGGGGGUUGUUCAGAAGAAAGAGCAAGAACAAUGCGCUGUAA